AUGAACUCUGAAUUUGCUAUAUCAAUAGUAACUGAACUUAUAGGACAAAUCAGAGCACCUACAGCUAUUAAUUACUAUUAUUUUAAAAAUUGUUCAUCAAAUAUAAAUGAUACAAAUCGUUGUUGUGAUAUAACUCGAUCAAUUAUAAAUAGUAUUAUUGGUUGUGGUGUUCGUCGUGUAUACAAUAAUAUAUAUUUGAAAUAUAAUCUAGAACAACAUAAUUUAUUUUGGUAUAAUAUGGAUUGUAAUCCAGGAAUAUGUCCAAUAUUAUCAAAAGAAGAAGGUGCUGGUCUAUAUCUUCAUGCAUCAGAGAUUCCAUUAAUAUUUGGCACUGAAAGUGAUUAUAGAUUAAUGAAUCCUGGGAUAAUCAAACACGAACAUAUUCAAAUAAAGUUAUUUCAUAUUGGAUUAAUAUGGCUACAAAAGGAGAACCAUUGA
This is a messenger RNA of Rotaria sp. Silwood2, 438 nucleotides long. The record is from the annotation of a GenBank genome assembly. Lineage: Eukaryota; Metazoa; Rotifera; Eurotatoria; Philodinida; Philodinidae.